AUGGCCUAUUUUGCCAUUUCACACCGCCCCAAAAUCACCAGCCUAUCAAAGAAGCUUAUCGAUUUGCUCCAACAUUCAACUUCGCAUUUCACAGUGACAUUCGACACACGCGACGCGCCUAUUUACCAGACUUUUGCAUAUACCAGAUUGAGUAUCCGGAGUAUCCGCAGGGUUAACCACGACCAGGGGUUACCACGAUGCAUUGAUUUCCAGAAGUCGAAGAGCAACUUCCUGCAGAAUAGACACAAACUAAUGCGAUCUUCUAUCAUAGGCGAUUAUUGCGAUGUCUACCUAACGCAUGACUCGAUGAGCGUGCGCAAGGCUCACAAUGCCGGUCGAAACCACCUUCGUAAUGUGGUUGAAUAUUAUCAGCAAAUCGGCCAUGAAAAAGCACAAUCAGUAAUCGACUCCAUCACGAAUUCAUACGCUGCCGAAGGACAAGCGAACCCCCUGUUACUUCAGCAACACCCUCACCCUGGAGCUCCGGGGUCAUUUCCGCCGCCGCCGUCAUCGUUUGGAUUGCCCGGACGACCUGGUCAGAUACCACCCCCAUUCGGUAUUCCGCCUCCUGGCACACCGGGGGGGUUACCUUUGCCCGGAGGCCGCGGCAUGCCCCCAUUCCAACCCCCAUUCCCCAUCCCUGGCGCAGCACCAAAUUCGCAAUCAUCCGCUACACCACCAUCCCUACCAGCCGGCAUGACUCUUCCACCGGGAGGGCUACCUUUCCCACCUCCCGGCGGUCUACCAGCAAAUUUUCCCCCGCCACCUGGCUUCCCAGGCGCGCCUGCUGCUGGAGGUGGUACCCCUGGCGCUGCUGGUUCAAGCAUAUCGCCUCCGCCUGGAGGUAUGGCUCAAUUCGCUCCUCCUCCUGUCCAUUCUCUUCCCGGUGCGCCUGGGUCGUCAUAUCCUCCACCGGGUUUUGGGGACAAGCGAUGA
Molecule: messenger RNA, 936 nt
Organism: Talaromyces atroroseus
Lineage: Eukaryota; Fungi; Ascomycota; Eurotiomycetes; Eurotiales; Trichocomaceae
Exons: 5
Coding region: 1-936 (311 amino acids)
Biological process (GO): mRNA 5'-splice site recognition; spliceosomal snRNP assembly; mRNA splicing, via spliceosome
Cellular component (GO): nucleus; U1 snRNP
Molecular function (GO): zinc ion binding; pre-mRNA 5'-splice site binding
Source: RefSeq, a predicted model, not a curated record